Exophiala oligosperma is the source of this 1758-nucleotide messenger RNA. RefSeq lists its product as uncharacterized. Gene Ontology annotation, cellular component: nucleus. Gene Ontology annotation, molecular function: zinc ion binding; transcription cis-regulatory region binding; DNA-binding transcription factor activity, RNA polymerase II-specific. Bases 1 to 1758 code for a protein of 585 amino acids. The transcript has 5 exons. The record is from RefSeq and is a predicted model, not a curated record. NCBI's taxonomy places the organism in Eukaryota, Fungi, Ascomycota, Eurotiomycetes, Chaetothyriales, Herpotrichiellaceae. Gene Ontology annotation, biological process: positive regulation of transcription by RNA polymerase II.
AUGUCCUGCGAACGAUGCAGGGAGCGUCACACUAAAUGUGACGACCGACAGCCACGAUGUAGUCGUUGUGAGAAGGCAGGCCGACAGUGCAAGCGGACAUCGAAAAGGUCGCUUCGAGUGGCAGUGAGGCCUACCGGGUUCGCGGUCCAUCAGACUUGGGUGCCGGUCCCGCCUCGAGUGGAUUUUGUAGACGAAAGUGCUGCAUUGGUGUCAAGCGAGACAAGUUGGAGGGACUGUGAAACCGGACGUCCAGAGCGAGAACAUGCGGAAUCUGUGACAUCCACCGGGACCGCUGCCGGGAUCUCUCUUCGAAGCCCGGCCAGUGCAGCUGCACAGAAUGACGAGAAUGCCAAUCUGUUUGGAGUGUCCGAUGAAGCGUUCCAGCAGCAGGUUCAAUCACCCUUUGCCACGAGACAAGGUGCCGAUUUGAUGCGAUACUUUGUCGACCACUGUGCGUGCUUCUUCGACUUUAGUGACUCUCGUCGGCAUUUCGCCUGCGACGUGCCCCAGCGAGCGAGGAGAAAUGGAAUGUUGGCGAAUGCCAUGCUGGCAUUGGCGGCCCGUCAUCGGAGUCGAACCCGUCAUUACGAUUCCUACAUCUCGGAUCGUUACUACCACGAGUGCUUGCAAGCGUUGAUACCGAGGCUCGGAGAUUCUGCAGCGAUCAAGGACGACGAAUUGCUAGCAGCUGUGGUCAUUCUCCGGCUUCUCGAGGAGAUGGAUGUAUCAAUUGUCGGAUCAGAUCCUCAGGGCCAUCUCAUGGGGACUCAGGCCAUCAUAACGGCUUCGCAAAUACAGUCUCCUUCACCCGUCACGUCACUACGCAAAGCAUGUUACUGGGGUGCAUUUCGGCAAGAGAUCUUCAUGUCCUUGACUUUUCAAAGACCAUUCAAGCUCCGCCUGCCUAACCUGGCGCCGUCGGUGUCGUCGGCUGAUGACUGGGAGUGGUCCCUGAAAGCAACCUAUCUGUGUGGAAAGGUACAAGAGUUUGUGUUUGGAGACGAUGUUGCGAAUGCCGACGAGUACCAUCGAUUAACUCGCGAGGUUGGCGCGUGGAAAAGGGAGCGGCCAACGGGAUUCGACCCCAUGUAUCAAGACUCGUGCGUAGAGGCUGGUUCAUUUCCAGAGAUUCGCCUCCACAUGGACUGUCACGUCAUGGGCUGGCAGUACAUAUCGAUGGCGCACCUCCUUCUGAUUGUCCACCAACCAUUACCCAGAGUUGGACCGCGUCACAAAGAGGCAUUGCAAAGCAUGGAGGAGGCAGCAAUUGCCGAAGUCAAAACAAUUUGCGGCGUCGCCAUGUCCAAUUCCCAAACCGCACCGGCACAACUAGUUGCAUGCAUGGCCAUCACCUUAUGUGAGCUAAGAUCUCCUGGUCAUUCAUUCCAGAUCGUCCGUGAGGAAACUAACUUUUUUCCCUUCACCAGUUGGGGAUCGUUUCGUGUCGCGGUCCGAACAAGCGCUGUUGCGAGAGAUGCUCAUUCGGACGGAGAAAAGCACCGGGUGGCCGACAUUGUCAGCACAGCAACAGCUCGAAAGAUGCUGGCACUGGGAUAUGAGAAAGUCCAGCUCGUCGAUCCGAGAACCGAGUUCUGUCUGACUCCAUGGGGCUCCGCAGAUGAACCAGCCAUCAACCAAUAUGCAAUGUUUGUCGGGCUAGCCCAAAUGGGACGACAUCGGGUUAGAGAGUCCGAUGAUCAGCGACAGUCCAGAAACUGCGUUCCCACCACACACAGAACGAACUUGCAGAACCCGUAG